Amphimedon queenslandica is the source of this 1061-nucleotide messenger RNA. Its product is annotated as putative deoxyribonuclease TATDN1. The transcript has 11 exons. NCBI's taxonomy places the organism in Eukaryota, Metazoa, Porifera, Demospongiae, Haplosclerida, Niphatidae. Gene Ontology annotation, molecular function: 3'-5'-DNA exonuclease activity. The record is from RefSeq and is a predicted model, not a curated record. Gene Ontology annotation, cellular component: cytosol. Bases 18 to 1013 code for a protein of 331 amino acids.
UGGUGACAAUAAAUUUAAUGCUUUUUAUUAGGUUUUUCUUUAAAAAUAUUAUUAAAAAAAGAAGACUAUUCUCAAUCAUGGCAACUGGAGAGAGCUAUAGUUUUAUAGACAUAGGAGCUAAUUUGACAGGUUUUGCCCGAACUGUUUUUAAUGAUUUGUUAGAUCCAAUGUAUCAGGGGGUUUAUUAUGGCAAGAAUUGUCAUCCUCCUGAUUUGGACUCUGUACUCAAACGAAGCUACGAGACCGGAGUGGAAAAGAUUAUUGUGACCGGAGGGAGUUUAAGCGAUUGUAAAGAUGCUUUGCAAUUAUCACUGAAUGAAGAUCACUUGUAUACCACGGUAGGCGUACACCCAACCCGCUGUGGAGACUUUGAGACUGAACCUCAGAAGCAUUUGUCCGAGCUUUUGAAUUUAGCAAAGGAGAACAGGAAAAAGGUCGUAGCAAUAGGAGAAUGUGGAUUAGAUUACGAUCGUCUUCAUUUUUGUGAUAAGUCAACUCAACUCAAAUAUUUUGAAGAGCAGCUGUCAUUGGCGGAAGAAACAUCCCUCCCUUUAUUCCUUCAUUGUCGGAAUUCCUUUUCAGACUUCAUGAGUAUAUUAAAGCGGAACAGGAACAAGAUUCGUUCUGGUGGUGUGAUACAUUCGUUUGAUGGCACUGAAGAGGAGAUGAGGGAGGCAGUGGAAUUUGGGCUUCACGUCGGAGUAAAUGGAUGCUCUUUAAAGACUAGUAAAAACCUUGAGGUUGUUAAGGAAAUCCCAGCAGAUCGUCUUCUCCUUGAGACCGAUGCACCAUGGUGUGAGAUACGUCCUAGUCAUUCAAGCCAUCAGUUUGUAAAGACUCACUUUCCAUCAAAAAAGAAAGAACGCUGGGAAGAAGGAGAGAGCGUGAAGAGUAGGAAUGAACCGAGAAACAUCAUACAAGUUUUAGAAGUUGUUGCAGGUGUCAGAGGUGUGGAGCCCGCCUCUCUGGCCAAGCAGGUCUACCAGAACACUGUCCUAUUGUUCAAAUUCUAGUUGUACCAUUAAUUUAUUUUUGGUGUAAUUAUUAGCUCUAGCUAUGAA